Molecule: messenger RNA, 2495 nt
Organism: Malaclemys terrapin pileata
Lineage: Eukaryota; Metazoa; Chordata; Testudines; Emydidae
Gene: ANKEF1
Product: ankyrin repeat and EF-hand domain containing 1
Exons: 10
Coding region: 88-2433 (781 amino acids)
Molecular function (GO): protein binding; calcium ion binding
Source: RefSeq, a predicted model, not a curated record
GCGCGCCUGAGCCAUGCCGCCCGACCGGCUGCUCCCCCCUGGGAGAAAGCAUUCCCUUUGAAGAAGACUAGCUUCAGUUGAUCAAGGAUGUCUUUGACGGACAAAAGACUUGAAAAUUUGCAGAUCUAUAAAGUUCUCCAAUGUGUUCGCCAGAAAGACAAGAGGCAGAUCGAGAAGCUGACCAAACUUGGAUUCCCAGAACUCAUUAAUUUCACAGAGCCUGUCGAUGGAGAUAGUGCCCUUCAUUUGGCGUGCAUCGCAAAUGACAUAGACAUGUGCAACUUCCUGCUGGAGCAAGGAGCUCAUCCAGAUGUUCAAGACCGAAUGGGACGCACUCCUGCAAUGAAAGCCGCCGAGCUAGGACAUGACUUAGCCUUGGAUAAACUAGCGAAGGCCGAGGCAGACAUGACCAUGGUUGAUAAUGAAGGAAAAGGCAUUUUGUUUUACUGUAUUUUACCUACGAAACGGCACUGCCGCUGCGUUCAGAUUGCUUUAGAAAACGGCGCAGAUGUUAACAACUGUACUAUUGAUGGGAAGCCAGUAUUCCUACAAGCCUGUGAACAAGCACACGAGAUUAAGGAAAUAUGUCUGAAAUUUUUGGAAAGAGGAGCAGACCCCAAUGCGAUAAACCUAGCUACUGGUCGCACUGCCUUAAUGGAAGCGGCAAGGGAAGGCGUGAUAGAGGUGGUGCGUGGCAUACUUGAAAGAGGAGGAGAUGUUAACGUCUUUGACAACGAAAGACACAAUGCUGCACAUUUUGCCGCCAAGGGAGGCUUUUUUGAGAUCCUAAGAAUUAUUUCAGCUUAUAAUGGAGAUGUGGGGCUCAUUGCUAUGAAUGGGAACACGCCACUUCAUUACGCUGCUGCUGGGGGUUUUGCGGACUGCUGCAAAUUUAUAGGGCAAAGAGGCUGUGAUCCUAAAUGGAAGAACCUACUAACAAAGACCCCAAGAAUGACUGCCAAAGAAGGUGGUUUUAAAGCAGCAUCAAAGGAACUGCGCAAAAUUGAACGACUCCAUGCUAAAAUCUCCAAACCUGGACCGAAGGAAGACAAUCCACGCUGGGCGAUGAAGUUGCAUGAUUGGUCCUUAGAACACCAGACAGCCCUUCGUGAGGCAUUUGAGGUGGUGGACAGAGGUGAUGGAACAAUAAGCAAAGAUGAUUUUGCAUCAAUUAUUCAGGAGAAGUGUGAUUUUGUGGAUGCUGAACUAAUACAAACCGUAGCCCAGGCACAUGAUAAGUCUCGUGCUGGGGGGAUUAACAUUGAAGAGUUCUUUAAAGGUUCCAAAUACUUGCAAAAAGCCUAUCUUAUUUCGUCUUUUGGACCCAAAAAGAAGAAAGGGAAGAAAGGAAAAGCCAAGAAAGGCAAGUUCUCCAUCCCCGUGCCCAUCUGCGUCAUUCCAGAGAGCUUGUACCCACGCCGAAUAGAUGGCGGGCCCCCUAUGUACAUGAUUGAGACCUAUCAGAAUGUGACCGAUGGUAACCGCUUUAAUCGGGAUCACCCCCCUGAACAUCCUUUGCAGGAUGACUCUGUGUGGUACAUUGAUGAGCCGGAGAAGACUUACACCAAGAUUAACUAUCUUACUAAAGCAGGAGACAUUGUGUCACUGAAAAAAGCAUUUGAAGAGGGGGUACCAGUGGACAUUAGAGAUGUAUAUUAUAAAACUCCUUUGAUGGCUGCAUGUGGAAGUGGAAACAUGGAUGCCGUGAAAUAUCUUCUAGAGAAGGGGGCUGAUGUAAAUGCAACUGACAAUUUCAAGUGGACUCCUCUGCACCAUGCCUGCCAUGCAGGUCAACAGGACAUUGCGGAACUGCUUGUGAAGUCUGGAGCAGCGAUAGAUGCCGUUACAAUCAACAGUGCCACCCCACUGAUGAGAGCUAUUGAGAGCUGUAGACUGGACUCAGUGCAAUAUUUAAUUGAUUCUGGUGCGAAAGUCCAGAUGGAAAACAGAAAAGGCCAGAAUACUUUGGACAUUGCAAAGGCGUACGCUGACUUUAGACUAAUUGACCUGCUUCAAGAAAAACUGGACCGUUUGCCAAAACCACCAGAAACCAAAGCAGAGAAAGGGAAGAAAGGGAAGAAAGCUGGCAAGCCUAAACCAGCUGCUAAGCCCCCGCGGGGGGAGGCUGAAGCUGCAAAAGAGGAGCCACCUCCACCAAUCGUAGAAAAAUCUAUUUUUGAAGAAAAGAAAGAAUCCCUUAAGGACAAUGUUAUUCAUCUGAAUUCUUUAAUAACCAGUGGAGCUACUAAGAAAGUUGAUAUCACAUUCACACCCAGAAAAACUUGGAGCCCGGAAGCGACAACAGCCAGUCUAAUAAGAAAGCGGGAAUUGCAUCGUGAGCGCUUUACUUAUGAGGUGGACUUUGAAGACUUCAUGAUGCCAUUUAAGAAGAAUUUCAUGGGAAAAGCCCGUGCGUUAGAAAUGGCGUCUUAAAUUAAUUCAUGCCGUUCUUUGCAUCAAAGUUCAGAAAGGGCUUAAAAGCAGAGGCUCCUUUU